Zychaea mexicana is the source of this 2034-nucleotide messenger RNA. RefSeq names its product catalase-like domain-containing protein. Bases 1 to 2034 code for a protein of 677 amino acids. Gene Ontology annotation, molecular function: catalase activity; heme binding. The record is from RefSeq and is a predicted model, not a curated record. Gene Ontology annotation, cellular component: cytosol. Gene Ontology annotation, biological process: hydrogen peroxide catabolic process; response to oxidative stress. NCBI's taxonomy places the organism in Eukaryota, Fungi, Mucoromycota, Mucoromycetes, Mucorales, Lichtheimiaceae. The transcript has 9 exons.
AUGGAACAGUUUUCUAUUAGCAACGCCGGCCAACAAGAAACGACCCAGUUUGGUCAACGCAUCAACAAUACGGAUAGCUUGAAAGCUGGCUUGCGUGGUCCAACCUUGCUUGAAGAUUUUAUGAUGCGUGAAAAGAUUAUGCACUUUGAUCAUGAAAGAAUCCCUGAACGCGCUGUUCACGCUCGCGGUGUCGGUGCUCACGGUGAUUUUGAGCCGUAUACUGACUGGUCCAAUAUCACUGCUGCCAAGUUCUUGCGUACACCAGGUACCAAGACGCCUGUGUUUGUGCGGUUUUCAACUGUGCUUGGAUCUCGUGGGUCUCCCGAUACAGUCAGAGAUGUUCGCGGCUUUGCUACUCGCUUCUACACCGAAGAAGGUUUAUUCGAUCUUGUGGGUAACGCAAUUGCUCCAUUCUUUGUGCACGAUGCAAUGAAGUUUCCUGAUUUGAUCCACGCUGGCAAACCUGAACCGGACACUGAAACCCCUCAGGCCGGUACAGCUCAUGAAACUGCUUAUGACUUUUUUGCAGAGUUCCCCGAAACUCUUCACACUGUCUUUUGGGCUUUGAGUGGUCGUGGUAUCCCGAACAGUCUCCGUCAAGUUGAGGGCUUUGGCGUUCAUACCUUCCGACUGAUCAACGAAGAGGGUGUCUCUCACUUUGUCAAAUUCCAUUGGAAGCCAUUACAAGGCCUUUCCAACAUGCUUUGGGACGAAGCCCAAAAGGUGUGUGGCAAGGACAUUGAUUUCCACCGUAACGACCUAUACACUGCCAUUAACAACGGCGAUUAUCCCGAAUGGGAAUUGGGCGUCCAAAUUAUCCCCGAAGAAGACGAAGACAAGUAUGACUUUGACCUGACCGACCCUACCAAGAUUGUUCCUGAAUCGCUUGUCCCGGUCACACGUUUGGGCAAACUGACAUUGAACCGCAACGUCGAGAACUACUUUUCGGAAACCGAGCAAAUCACAAUGCAUCCAGGCCAUGUCGUCCGAGGUAUUGGAUUCACCAACGACCCGUUACUGCAAGGCCGUCUUUUCAGUUACCUGGACACCCAGAUCAACCGUAUGAACAGCGCCAACUUUAUGCAGAUCCCGAUCAACCGCCCCGUCAACCCGGUCCACAACAACCAACGUGAUGGAUACAUGCAGCAAAACGUGCACAAGGGUAAAGUCGCUUAUUACCCCAACGGCUUGCAAGACAACACACCUUCCAUGGUCGAAGCUGACCAGGGCGGCUACAUUGACUAUCCCGAAAAAAUGGGUGGCGUCAAGCAACGUGGCAAGUCCGCCAAGUUCUUUGACUACUACACCCAAGCCCGUCUUUAUUAUAACUCGCUCACGCCUGCCGAAAAGCAACAGAUGAUCGAUGGUCUCCGUUUCGAAAUCGGCAAGUCGAAAUCGCUCGAUGUCCGCAAGCGCAUGAUUACCGUGAUCAACAAUGUCGACAACGAUCUCGCUCGUCGUAUUGCCAAGCGUAUCAAUGUUCCCUUGCCCGAAAAAGUCGUCGACAACGAUAACAAGACCUCCGUCGGCAUUUCCAUGGAAGAGUAUCCCAAGCCCGCUCAUAUCAAGACACGUACCGUUGCUAUUCUUACUGCACCUGGCAUUGACACGGAUGAAGCCAGUGCUAUGUUUGACUACCUCACUGAGCAAGGCGCCUACCCUAGCUUUGUUGGUAUCAAUCUCGGCGAUCAAGAAGGCUUGAACAUUACCACGACUUAUUUGCACACAGCUUCGGUGCUCUAUGAUGCUGUCUACGUUCCCGGUGGCAAGGAAGGUAUCAAGACCCUCAUGAACGAUCUCUCCGAGUUCCCCUAUGAAGAACCCAAGAACUUUAUUGUCGAGGCCUAUCGUCAUUGCAAACCAAUCGCUGCCAGUGGUGAAGGUGUCAAGUUUGUUGAUUCCGCACUGGGAGAGAAGAACAGUAAUCAGGAUGGUGUUGUUACUGGCGAAUCACCUAGCAGCAUCCAGGACGAAUUUAAGGCCGCACUUAUUCAGCAGCGAUUCUGGUCCAGAUUGUACUUGGAUCAUGAGUAA